GACAAGGCAGUGGGAGCCUUGAGACCAUGGACGGCACCAUGGGGCUGCGGGGGCUGCUGUGCAUGUACGUGGUGCCCCUCCUGGCCCUGCAGGCCAUGCCCGCUCAAGGUUCACCCACAAGCAGGCCCAAAGGCAGCGAGAAGCGACAGGCUGUGAACACAGCUGUUGAUGGCGUGAUCAUCCGGAAUUUGAAAGUCAACUGCAAAGUCACCUCUCGCUUCGCCCACUGUGUCAUUACCAGCCAAGUGGUCAACAGCGCCGAUGAAGCCAAGGAAGUGGCCUUCGAUGUGGAGAUCCCCAAGACGGCCUUCAUCAGUGACUUUGCCAUCACAGCAGAUGGACAGGCAUUUGUUGGGGACAUAAAGGACAAAGUGACUGCAUGGAAGCAGUACCGGAAAGCGGCCAUCUCAGGAGAGAAUGCCGGCCUUGUCAGGGCCUCGGGGAGAACAAUGGAGCAAUUCACUAUCAACCUUAUCGUUGGUCCCCGGAGCAAGGCCACAUUCCGGCUGACCUACGAAGAGGUGCUGAAGCGAAAACUUACGCAGUACGACCUUGUCAUCAAAGUCAAGCCCAAGCAGCUGGUGGAUCAUUUUGAGAUCGACGUGGACAUCUUUGAGCCCCAGGGGAUCAGCAAGCUGGAUGCCCAGGCCUCCUUCCUCCCCAAGCAACUGGCGACCCAAAUCAUCAAGAAGUCCUUCUCAGGGAAAAAGGGUCAUGUGCUUUUCCGCCCCACCGUGGGCCAGCAGCAAUCCUGCCCCACGUGCUCCACAUCCUUGCUGAAUGGGGACUUCAGGGUGACCUAUGAUGUCAAUCGAGAUAAGCUCUGCGACCUCCUGGUCACCAAUAACCACUUUGCCCACUUCUUUGCCCCCCAAAACCUGACAAACCUGAACAAGAACCUGGUUUUUGUGAUUGACAUCAGCACUUCCAUGCAAGGCCAGAAAGUGCAGCAGACCAAGGAAGCGCUCCUUAAAAUCCUGGGGGACAUGCGGCCAGGAGACUAUUUCGACCUGGUCCUCUUUGGGUCUGGCGUGCAGUCGUGGAAGGGCUCGCUGGUGCCCGCAUCUGCCGCCAAUCUGCAAGCGGCUCGGGACUUCGUGCAGCGCUUCACUCUGGAAGGGUCCACAAACCUGAAUGGAGGGUUGCUCCAAGGAAUUGAGAUCUUGAACAAAGCUCAGGGAAGCCUCCCAGAAGUCAGCAACCAUGCCUCAAUUCUCAUCAUGUUGACAGAUGGCGAGCCCACAGAGGGGGUGACGGACCGUUCCCAAAUCCUCAAGAACGUCCGCAACGCCGUCAGGGGCAAGUUCCCACUCUACAACCUGGGCUUCGGCCAGAACGUGGACUUCAACUUCCUGGAGGUCAUGUCCAUGGAAAACAACGGACGAGCCCAGAGAAUCUACGAGGACCAUGAUGCCACCCAGCAGCUACAGGGUUUCUACGACCAGGUAGCCACCCCCCUGCUGGUGGAUGUGGAGUUGCAGUAUCCCCAGGAUGCCGUCUCAGCCCUGACCCAGCACCGCCAUAAACAGUACUAUGAAGGCUCAGAGAUCGUGGUGGCUGGGCGCGUCGCUGACCAUAAACUGAGCAGCUUCAAGGCUGAUGUACAGGCCCAUGGGGAGGGCCAAGAAUUCAAGACAACCUGCCUGGUAGAUGAGGAAGAGAUGAAGAAACUGCUCCAAGAGCGGGGCCACAUGCUGGAGAACCACAUCGAACGCCUCUGGGCCUACCUCACCAUCCAGGAGCUGCUGGCCAAGCGGAUGAAGUUAGAGGGGGAGGAGAAGGCCAACCUGACAGCCAAGGCCCUGCAGAUGUCACUGGCCUAUCAGUUCGUGACCCCGCUGACCUCCAUGACCAUCAGGGGCAUGGAGGACGAGGACGGCCUGAAGCCCAUCAUUGACAAGCCCCCAGAGGAUUCUCAGCCCUUGGAGAUGCUGGGACACAGAAAGACGUUCGUGCUGUCCGCCUCGCAGCCUUCUCCGACUCGCCCCAGCUCCAAUGUCAUGCAGUUGCCAAGCCAAGUGACUGGCGUGGACACUGACCCACACUUCAUCAUCCACGUGCCCCAGAAAGAGGACACCCUGUGCUUCAAUAUCAAUGAAGAACCUGGUGUGGUCCUGAGCCUGGUGCAGGACCCUGACACAGGCUUCUCAGUGAAUGGGCAGCUCAUUGGCAACAACGCCAGGAGCCCUGGGCAGCAUGAGGGCACGUACUUCGGGCGGCUGGGGAUCGCAAACCCUGCAACGGGCUUUCAGCUGGAAGUGACUCCUCAGAACAUUAUGCUGAACCCUCGCUCGGGUGGGCCCGUGUUCUCCUGGAGGGACCAGGCUUUGCUGCGGCAGGACGAGGUGGUGGUGACCAUCAACAGGAAGAAGAGCCUGGUGGUAUCUGUAGAGGACAGGGGCACCUUCGAGGUCGUUCUGCACCGAGUGUGGAAGGGAAGUCACCAAGACUUCUUGGGCUUCUACGUGCUGGAUAGUCACCAGAUGUCAAGGCGGACGCAUGGGCUGCUGGGACAAUUCUUCCACCCCUUUGAUUAUAAAGUGUCCGACCUCCACCCAGGCUCUGACCCCACAAAGACAGAUGCCACCAUGGUGGUGAAGAACCACCGGCUGACAGUCACCAGGGGCUCUCAAAAAGACUACAGCAAGGACCCCCGGCAUGGGGCUGAGGUGACCUGCUGGUUCGUCCACAACAAUGGGGCCGGGCUGAUUGAUGGCAUUCACACAGACUAUAUCGUCCCUGAUAUCUUCUGAGCCCAUUGCCAGCACAUCUGUCCUGCCUUGGGACCAUGGCAGAGGAAAAGGACAGCAGUGACCUUCUGCCCAGGCCACACCUCCCUGUCCAAGCUGGUCCCCUGUAUCAAAGCACCCAUGCUCCCAUUAAAGAGAGACUAUGUCCAGUC
Messenger RNA from Equus quagga, 2902 nucleotides. RefSeq names its product inter-alpha-trypsin inhibitor heavy chain 1 (gene ITIH1). NCBI's taxonomy places the organism in Eukaryota, Metazoa, Chordata, Mammalia, Perissodactyla, Equidae. The record is from RefSeq and is a predicted model, not a curated record. Bases 27 to 2753 code for a protein of 908 amino acids. Gene Ontology annotation, molecular function: serine-type endopeptidase inhibitor activity. The transcript is spliced from 22 exons. Gene Ontology annotation, biological process: hyaluronan metabolic process.